Molecule: messenger RNA, 1434 nt
Organism: Paramecium pentaurelia
Lineage: Eukaryota; Ciliophora; Oligohymenophorea; Peniculida; Parameciidae
Source: the annotation of a GenBank genome assembly
AUGGGAAUGUGUUAAACAGCAAAAUUAAAAGAUGUUCAUUAACCUUAAAUAGUUGACAUCUCAUAAAAUGCAAGCUAAAUAUUGUUAGAACAAUAUCCCAUGCCAAAACCAAAAUUAGGAAUGGGAUUUCCUUGUGUUUUAAAAUCCUUUGAAUAGAUUCAAAUUAUACAAGUAACUGAAUCGAUGGCUUAUAAUUUUAUUGUUAGAUUAGGUGUAAAUUAGCAAAAGUAAGUUUAAAAAGAUUUGGAUUAUCAGGGAGUUUUCUUAUACUCUGAAAAAGCCAAAACUAACUUUUUUGAAUAUGGAUUCACUCCAAUCGAUGUUUGCAGACCUGAUAAAAUAAUUGAAGAUAAAAAAUAAUACAAAUUUUUAUUUGAUUUUAAAAAUCUAUGGGUAUUUAGAGAUUAUGGAGAGAAGGUAGAAUCUGUUUUAAAUAUUUUUAAAGAAAUAAAUGUGAAGAUUAAAUAAAUAUAUAGUUUCACAAAACCCCUUAAUAUUUUUAUGGAUUAAUAUUAAAUGUUGAGUGAGAUUAAUAUUUUGAAUAGUUAUUAUCCAUUAUUAUUAUUUGAUUAUAAAGAUGUUUCAGAUGCUACCAAAAGAGGAGAUGAUACUUUCAGAAUCUAUUUACAUAGUGAAGAUGCUUUUGAAAUACUUAUGAAAAGGAAUUAAAUUAGUCUCUAUAAUAGAAAUCUUUAAAUUAGAAAUCUAAUAUUUCUUUAUUAAUGGGUCAAUUUUAGUGAAAUAAAAAAACUAGAAGAAAAUUUAUACAAAGUAACAUGCUAUAAUCUUAUAUAAUAACCUUCUGGAUAAUUUAAUACCCAACAAUUAGUAAAGGAGUUGAUUCCUUAUUUGUAGAAUUUAUAAUAAAUGGGCAGUAAUGUUGUUUUGAUUUAUUCAAGUAAAGAGCCACAAGGAAUGAAAAGUGCAAGAUUUACAAUUGAAUAAUAUAUGGCAAGAGGAUUAUUAAUAUAUCCUGAGGAUAUCUAAAAAUAUAAUGAAUAAUUAAGAUCACUAUACGUUAAACCAGAAUAAUUAACAUAAUAAUUACAAAAGUAAGAUAAUAAUAAAUAAAAAUAAUAAUAGGAAAUAAUUCAAUUGAGUAGAGAAUAAGAAAUAAUCAAUCUAUAUGAUAGUUGGUUAAAAAAGAUAAAAUCUUAAUAAUUAUUAUAGAGUUCUCAUAAUCUAUUUUUAAAGUUAAUCACAAAUAUUAUUGAGAAUUCAAAUGAAGAUAAAUUCAGAACUAUUCAAAAAUCUAAUAAAACUGUUAAUCUAAAUAUACUUUAAUAUGAAGAAGGAAGAUAAAUUAUAUAAUUAAUAGGUUUUACAGAAGGUUAAACUGAUUAUAAAAACAUAUUUGAAAUAGGCUAAUUAAAAAUGGCCAGAGCAGAUAUUGAAAUUGCAUGGAAAAAACAAUUAGAAAAAUCUUUAAAAUGA